UUCAUUUGUUCUCAAAAGUAACUGCGCUUUUCAACUGAAAACUGAUCGAGAAGUUAAAUACGAACAUUCAAGGAUUGGAGUCAUGAACAAGGAUUCAGUAUUUUGGUUAACGAGCAUAGUGUUUUCAACGCUUUUAUGGGAAACGGUUUCUGUCACAAUGAAGCAAUUCGAGUCUUCGCUGGAUAUGAUGCGAUCCGGAUGUGCCCCAAAAUUCAAGGUUACCAUAGAACAACUGGACGAUAUGCGGUAUGGAAAGUUCGUUGAGAACAACAUGGAGUUGAAGUGUUAUUCGAAAUGCAUCGCUCAGUUGGCUGGCACACUUACAAAGAAAGGAGAGUUCAGCUUUCAAAAGGCUCUUGCCCAGAUACCCAUAAUUUUGCCGCCAGAAAUUCAAGGAACCGCAAAGAGUGCGCUUGAGGCUUGCAAAGAAAUUCAAAAGGGCUACACUGAUACGUGUGAAAAAGUUUUCUAUGUUACAAAGUGCGUCCAUGAUUUUGAUCCAUCAAGUUUUAAAUUCCCUUAAAAUGCAUAUACAUAUAUUGUACCUAAAAAUAUAACAAAGAUUCCAUUAAACAUUAAAGAAGAGCCACUUA
Eupeodes corollae is the source of this 593-nucleotide messenger RNA. It is a transcript of the gene lush, whose product is annotated as general odorant-binding protein lush. The record is from RefSeq and is a predicted model, not a curated record. Gene Ontology annotation, cellular component: extracellular region. Gene Ontology annotation, biological process: sensory perception of smell; olfactory behavior. Bases 83 to 523 code for a protein of 146 amino acids. The transcript has 4 exons. Gene Ontology annotation, molecular function: dibutyl phthalate binding; odorant binding. Lineage: Eukaryota; Metazoa; Arthropoda; Insecta; Diptera; Syrphidae.